Cercopithifilaria johnstoni is the source of this 1425-nucleotide messenger RNA. NCBI's taxonomy places the organism in Eukaryota, Metazoa, Nematoda, Chromadorea, Rhabditida, Onchocercidae. The record is from the annotation of a GenBank genome assembly.
AUGGAAAAUGGAACUUUUACAGUAACGGCUAAAUUAUUCGUCGAAAAUCGUUUACGUCUAGUGAAUAUGCUGAAAAAUAAAAUUGAAGCUGGAAGUAUUAUAUUGUUAAAAGGUGGUAUAAAACAGAAUCGUUAUAAUACUGAUUCUAUGGAUCUUCCAUUUCGACAAGAAUCGUAUUUUUUUUGGACUUUCGGAGUUCAUGAAAGCGAUUGUUUUGGUGCAAUAGAUAUUGAUUCCGGAAAAUCAUUUCUUUUUCCUCCACGAUUACAUCCGGAUUAUGCUAUUUGGCAGGGAAGUAUCAACAAUGAAGAGUGGUAUAAGAAGAAGUAUGAAGUUGAUGAAGUACAUUUCAAUGAUAAAAAUACCAUCAAUGAAGUAUUAACAAAUUUGCAUGCUAAGCAAUUAUUAUUGCUGAAAGCUGAUAAUUCGGAUAGCGGUGAAAUAUUGGAACCUCCAACUAUCGAUGGAUUAAAAAAUGUACCUUGUAAUACAUCAAUACUGUAUCCAAUUAUGGCUGAGCUUCGCGUCUUCAAGACAGAUCACGAACUUAAUGUUAUGCGUUAUGUUUGCAAGGUAGCAUCAGAAGCACAUAAAGCGAUAAUGAAAUCAGUGAAACCUGGAAUGUAUGAAUAUCAAUUAGAAAGCUUAUUUCGUCAUUAUUGCUAUUAUCAUGGUGGAUGUCGACAUUUGGCUUAUACAUGUAUCGCUUCAUCUGGUUGUAAUAGUGCAAUCCUACAUUAUGGCCAUGAAAAUGCACCAAACAUGAAAAAAAUCAUCGAUGGUGAUUUAUGUUUGUUUGAUAUGGGCCCGGAAUAUAACUGUUAUGCAUCAGAUAUUACGACGACAUUUCCGUGCAAUGGUAAAUUUACAGAAAAACAAAAGAUUAUUUAUAAUGCAGUUUUGGCUGCAAAUACAGAGGUAUUUAAAGCUGCUAAACCAGGAAUACGAUGGAAUAAAAUGCAUAUGUUAGCGGAACGGAUUAUAUUGUCACAUUUGAGAGAUGCGGGAAUAUUGACGGGUGAUUUGGAAGAUAUGAUGGAAGCACGAAUGGGUGCGGUAUUUAUGCCUCAUGGAUUAGGACAUUUUAUGGGACUUGAUGUUCAUGACUGUGGUGGUUACCUUGGAGAUGCUGAACAUCGAUCAACAUUUCCAGGUCUUAAAGCUUUACGUACAACACGUGUUUUGCAAGAAAGAAUGGUAAUAACCAUCGAACCAGGCUGUUAUUUUAUCGAUAUGCUAUUAGACGCUGCACUUAAUGAUCCGAUACAAAGCAAAUUCAUUGUCAAAGAAAAGCUAAACGGGUUCAGAAGUUUUGGUGGAGUACGAAUUGAAGAUGAUGUAAUAAUCUGGUCGCACGGAAAUGAACGCAUGAGCAAUGUACCGCGAACUGUGAAUGAAAUCGAGCAAUUCAUGUCUGGAAGGUAA